AUGGCUUCCAACAGUUCGAACUUCGAUCCAUUCACCCAGAGCAUUACCAUUCUCAUGGCCGAUGGCGUUACGACUGUGUCUAUCACCCCAGUCGACAUCGACUUUUUCUACUACUACAAUGUGGCUAGUUGUAUCAACUAUGGUGCUCAAGCUGGAGCUUGUUUAUUGAUGUUCUUCGUCGUCGUCGUCCUCACCAAGGCUGCCAAGCGCAAAUCACUCCUCUUUGUCCUCAAUACCCUCUCACUCAUUUUCGGGUUCCUUCGCGCCAUGCUCUAUGCCAUCUAUUUUCUUCAAGGCUUCAAUGACUUCUACGCCGCUUUCACGUUCGAUUUCAGCAGAGUGCCACGAUCGUCGUAUGCUUCUAGUGUCGCUGGCAGUGUCAUUCCUCUCUGUAUGACGAUCACAGUCAACAUGUCUUUAUAUCUUCAAGCUCACACUGUUUGUAAGAACUUGGAUAAUUUAUAUCGAAUUAUCCUCACCACACUCUCUGCUAUCAUUGCCCUACUAGCAAUUGGCUUUAGGCUCGCCGCAACGGUCGUCAAUUCAGUGGCCAUCUUGGCAACAUCUGCUUCGUCCGUGCCAAUGCAAUGGCUAGCCAAAGGAACCCUUGUAACGGAGACAAUCUCGAUAUGGUUCUUCUCUCUCAUAUUCACUGGAAAAUUAGUAUGGACUCUCUACAAUCGUCGAAGAAACGGAUGGAGACAAUGGAGCGCCGUGCGAAUUCUUGCUGCUAUGGGUGGUUGCACCAUGAUUAUACCUUCUAUCUUUGCCAUCCUCGAAUAUGUGACACCAGUUUCAUUUCCAGAAGCAGGCACUAUUUCCCUUACAUCAGUCGCACUUUUACUUCCCAUUUCUUCACUUUGGGCCGGUAUGGCGACAGACGAGGAAACGUCUACUAUCGACGUGUCCAACCUCACUGGUUCACGCACAAUGCAAGGUUCACAGAGCGGAAAUUUCUCACGAAAGACAUAUGCCAGCGACACCACCGCACAAUCCUCUCGACUUGAUUUUACAUCCAGAAAAGGAAGCAAUGCCACCAUGAUGAGAAAAGGUAGCAAUGUCAUGGACCAAGUCACCACAAUUGACUGUAUUGUCGAGGAUAAUAUGGCAAAUCAUGCUCCAAGAGAUAGCACGGAAAUGGAUCUUGAAGCCAUGGGUGUACGCAUUAAUAAAUCGUAUGGAGUUCAGAAGGCAUGA
Messenger RNA from Botrytis sinoallii, 1197 nucleotides. RefSeq lists its product as uncharacterized. The coding region runs from base 1 to 1197 and encodes 398 amino acids. Gene Ontology annotation, cellular component: membrane; G protein-coupled receptor homodimeric complex. Gene Ontology annotation, molecular function: pheromone binding; mating-type factor pheromone receptor activity. The record is from RefSeq and is a predicted model, not a curated record. The transcript is spliced from 2 exons. NCBI's taxonomy places the organism in Eukaryota, Fungi, Ascomycota, Leotiomycetes, Helotiales, Sclerotiniaceae. Gene Ontology annotation, biological process: G protein-coupled receptor signaling pathway.